UAUGUCCCUUUUCAGUACUUUGUGGUCAUCUUGAAGGCCAAGGGGACCUUGAAGCCAGAAGUCCACAAGGCUCUCUUUGGAUCCUGGGAAUCCAUCUGCUCCGCCAGCCGGACGCUCCUUUUUCACCUGGCAAGGGGCCAUUUUGCGCUUGGACUAGAGGGUUUCUGCCACCAGCUGGUGUUCUAUGUCCGCUACGCAGAGAAUCUGGAACAGGCCCAGAACACGCUGGAGAAACUGGUAAGGAAGAACAGAGUGUUUUCCCGCUUCAAGAAGCUUCAGGAAUCCCGUCCAGAGCUUAAAGGUCACCGGCUGGAAGAGCUGCUGCCGCUACCCCUGCAAAGGCUCCAUCAGUAUAGGCACUUGCUGCAAGAUUUGGUGGAGUACACUCCCCCAGAGAGCUCUGGAUUUGAUCAACUUCAAGGGGCUCUAAAGUCUGUCUUGGAGGUCCUGCACCGAGUCCAGGACAUUGCUCGUGUCCGUGAGAACUUGGAAAUGAUGAGGCAGAUUCAGAAACGGCUCCAGGGACAGAAGACUCAGGUGCUGGCUCCAGGGCGCUGGUAUCUCCAGGAAGGCUGGCUGAUGGUGGUACCCUCCAAGGGAAAGGAAAUGCAGCACAGGAUGUUUUUCCUUUUCUCUGAUAUCUUGUUGUUAACAAAGCCUUGCCACCCACUCCACCCCUGGAAUUCACACAAGUUUACGUGCCAGGCAGUUUACCCUCUCAGUCACUGCGUUGUAGAGAAGGUGUUUGGGCACACCCAGAGUCAAGGAGGGCUGCUCAGUCUCUCCUUCCCACAGAAAAAGUUACUGUUGAUGUCUUGUGAUCAGGACGACUUUGACAAAUGGCACCAGAAUCUAGUGGCUGCUAUCAGAGAGCUGCAAGUCAGUGCCAGCCCACCUUCCCAGAAGGUUGAGUGACCCAGCUGGAUUCUGCAGCAAGCAGCAGAGACCUGUGUUUCCUGGAAGCUGUUCGGGAACCUUCCAAAAUGCAGACAUCAGGGCUACCCUCCUUUGGAAGCCUAACUUCCAGGCAUAACCCUAACAUGGCUCUAUUCUUGGUUCGGUUCCCUUUUCAUUCAGUCCAGAGUAGCAGGGUGCUAGGAAGAGUCCUUUCCUUCUUGGAGGCUCCAUCAUCACAAGUUGCUGCCUCCAGAACAGUCCUGUUUAUUGAACCUACCGACAGGGAGCCCCCUUUGACCAACUUUUUGACCAGCCCCCAUUAAGACAGUGGGGUGGAAGUGUUUAAGAUUCUAGUGCAAACUACUUUCCACACCCAUGGAACUGGCACAAUGGGAUCUAAAAAUCUAUUUUAGUCUAAUGGCCAUAUAAACAAUGGUGGUUUUUCCUUGUGCAUUCUACUGUGAGAUUAGUUUAGCUGGUCAAGGUAGGAAUACUUCCGGACUGGAACUCAGUGGAUUUUAAAAACAUGAGAGUAAUGGCAGCCCCUUGAGGCUGCAUCUUCUGGAAGUUAAUUACCCAACGGUUCAAUUCCACCAGUACAUAAGGAUUUCAAAAGAGUUAGGGCUGACAAACUGCUGCUUUAGACCCUUUCAAAUUCUGUACCGUGACUGCUCUGCAGUCAGAACCCCAAACGUAGACAAAGUUUGGUAUUGCAGUAAUCCCAUUCUCGGUAGGUAUUAAGAAUGCCUAUCACUUUUGAAUCUUCUUUACUAGCUGUGGGAUUUGGGUGGGGGAGAUCUUUCAGGUCCUCAAAUUUUAGAUAAGAGAUUCCAUUUUUUCAGGGAAGGAAGGAUUGUUUAUGGUGGCUUAUUAACUGUGUAGAAAUUAUCUCAGCAAAAUAACAACUUCUACAUUAAGUUUCCCUAUUGAUUCUAAACUGAGUAGAGGCAAUAAGCAAAUCACCAAAGGCUAACUUUCAGACGUACCUUGUUCUGCAACGCCCGAAUAUAGAGUCCACUUGAGCCAGCCUUUCCCUCACUGACUGCACCCCCAGUAGGUUGGGACUGCCUGCAGUGAGGCAGCCUGAAAUGCUGAAAAUUGUAGGAGAGGAUGGAGAGGGAAGGCAGAGUUUUAUAACUCAAAGGAAUAAAUGUGUUCUGAACAUGCAAUUGAUUUUCAAGUUUAUGCAUGAUGUAUUUUGAUUUUAAAAUGUUUGCGAUAUGUGAAAUCAUGCUUUUUUUGCGUUAGGAAAAUGUUAGUGACGACUUAAAGACAGCCUAAUAGUAUAAUCAUUAGUUUAAAAAAAAAAAAAAGGAUCAUGGGAAGAAAUAGCUAUGAGAACUAGCCAGAAAGAAGUCAUUACAUUUGCCAGAUUUUGGUACUCAGUGUAUCUUCCAGUGGAACAGCUAUAUCCUUUUGUCACAGCAACACUUUAGGAAUAUUCAGUCUUCUGUGGAUGGCAGAGGACAGGCACCCUAGACUGGGGGAAGAGUGUGCGCGCAUCUCUGUACCAUAAGCCUGGAACUACAGAGACACUUGAGGGAAAUGAGACACAUAAAAUGUUCUGGUGUUUUACACUGACGGGCUUAAAAGGAGAGAAGAAAGUUCCUACUGUUUCAAGAGAACUUGUCCCACACAAGUUCCUCCUUUGUAAUAUUGUCCUUCCCUUUUUUCAGUAAAUUCUACUGGAGAUGUCAUUCUCCUUAAGGCUGUCCAUGCACUUCUAGACACCGUCUCUUUGCCACGCUGCUUACAUCCGAGUUUGACCAGUCAAAAAAUAACAAGCAGUUAGUAAGAACAAAGGCUUGCAGGUUCAUCCUACUCAUUUCCCCAAAAGUUAGUAUGUUAAAUGAGAUUGGAUUCCAUGAACAUGGGCACAGAAUUCCAAUUUUAUGUUAUCAAAAUUCACGCUGCUUCAAGUAUUUUAAAAGUAAUAUGCUUUUUAAAAAUUGUGCAAUACAAAACGAUAUAAUAAAUAUUCAAUACAAUAAAUGUUUCAUGUUUUUCCCUCAGGAUUUUAUUUAUUUGAUUUGUAUAGCUGUACAUCUCACUUAAGUGACUCUGGGCAGUCACACAAAUUGAAUGAAAGAAUGCUACAUUUAAGUUAUGUACUAUAUUAAUUUUAACUUUCCAAAAGGAAAAGUGGCUGUAGGUGGGGAACAACUGAAAAUAUUAACUAUGUUUGAACCAGAACAGAGCAGGUAAGUGCAGCGAAAGGGAUCCUCAAGGAUGUUAUGGAGAUUGCAGAGAAAUUUAAUUCUUUGCAUUGAGUUUUCUUCAAAAUGCAGGACAGAUAUAUGACUCUGUUGACUUUCUCAGGGAGGUGCCAAAGUAUUCUACAACAUCUUGAGUACCAAAGUUAUGAAAUGCCAAGGUUUGAUGGCAUCCAAGGAGAAUUCUUGAAUGAGAAACUGCUGACGUAGGGAAAAUUCACAGCUUGUUUUUCAAACAGGUAAUAGUGCCAAAGGACUUAAGGGUGACCAAUAUGACACCAAUUUUAAAAAAGAGAUCUGGACACCUGGAAAAUUAGAGUCAGCUUAACAUCUGUUCAAGGUGAAUUGUUAAGACUAAUUUCUGAUCUUGUUAAAGCUGUGUAAUGGGACUCUCCAAAACCCUUUGACAAAGUCCUCAUCAAAGGUUCUUGUAAGCUUCAUGAUUGUGGGAUAAGAUGACCUGUCCUUUUAUGGAUUGUUGACUCAAUAAAAAAGAGUAAAAAUCAGGAACAGUGUUGGGACAGGUGUCUUUUAACUUGUUUAUAAAUGGUCUUGACUUAGGAAAAAGCUAUUCAUGGUAGUGAGUCUCCAAAGUGAUUAUGAAGAGUUUGAGAAGGAUCUCCUUACACUGGGUGACUGUUGUGGUGGUAAAAGGCACCCCCCCCCCAUAAACAUGUGAGCAGCAUUCACUACCGAACCUAUGAGAUGCCACCCUUCCCCCACAAUACAUGUGAACUGCUUAAAGUGCCCUUGUAUUAAAGCAUUCACAGCAAGUUGAACUGACCCUGAAUGGUGAGAGGAGGAAGAAUCAGGAACCAAUGGCUCAAAUUGUUUAUAUUCACUGGCCAUAUCUCAGAGAUAGUAUAGCUAGCAUGCUGACCUAGGAUGAAGGGAUAAAUAAUGUCACCUAGACAGGUUUAUCAAAAACAUUACAAUGUCAUGUAAUUUAUUAUCUGCUUUUUUGUCUUGUCUUUGUCAUGUAGUAUGCCAAAGGCAUAUAAGCUGUGGUCCUGCUUUUGCUCAAGGCUGCUCAGCAAGCUGCCGAUGCUUUGCUGAGAGCCCAGUGUACAGCGUAACUUGUUUGCAUGCUUAGUAAAUUUAUGUUAUAUCUUCAAGUGAUUUGGUUGCUUUAGGUGAGCCAGGUUUUGGUCGCAACACUGCUUAACCAAAUGGCAAGUACACUUGAAUGUAAAUGUAAAGUGAUGCAUGCUGGGGGGACCUCCCCCCCCACAAAGAUACUGAUGGGUGUCCAAGUUGUUUGUAACUAAGAAAAAAAACUGGUGCCCACAGUGGACAGCACAAUGAAGAUGUGGCAACUGUGAAGAAAGCAAUUUUUAUGCUAGGAAUCUUGAGGAAAAGGACUGAAAAUAAAGCUGCCAACACAGUAAGGAUGUGUCUGAAGAUGGAACACUGUAAACAGUUCUAAGUUGAUGCACUGGAAAGAGGGUGGAAAAACAUUGAAAAGAGAGCAACCAAAAUGAUUACAGGGCUUGAACAACUCUCUUACAAGGAAGUCCAGACUUGAGACUCUCUAGCUUAGAAAAAGGGAGGUGGGAGGUAUUAUUGAAU
This is a messenger RNA of Python bivittatus (Burmese python), 4679 nucleotides long. NCBI's taxonomy places the organism in Eukaryota, Metazoa, Chordata, Lepidosauria, Squamata, Pythonidae. The record is from RefSeq and is a predicted model, not a curated record.